Molecule: messenger RNA, 3611 nt
Organism: Eubalaena glacialis (North Atlantic right whale)
Lineage: Eukaryota; Metazoa; Chordata; Mammalia; Artiodactyla; Balaenidae
Gene: INPP5K
Product: inositol polyphosphate-5-phosphatase K
Exons: 13
Coding region: 155-1567 (470 amino acids)
Biological process (GO): negative regulation of phosphatidylinositol 3-kinase/protein kinase B signal transduction; phosphatidylinositol dephosphorylation; negative regulation of insulin receptor signaling pathway
Cellular component (GO): ruffle; plasma membrane; endoplasmic reticulum
Molecular function (GO): phosphatidylinositol-3,4,5-trisphosphate 5-phosphatase activity; phosphatidylinositol-4,5-bisphosphate 5-phosphatase activity; inositol bisphosphate phosphatase activity
Source: RefSeq, a predicted model, not a curated record
UCUUACGGAAGCCGAGGCGGAGGGUUGAAAUCCGGAAGAAAAACAAUCGGGAGAGGGAGCUGGCCGGCUGCACCUGCUGCCCGAGGGGGGCCGAUCGGGCCAGGACAGGCUGCCGCGGGGAGACGCGAGCCGGCCGGGCCACCGCGUGGGGACGAUGGCGGCCAUGAACCCACAGACCGAGCUGAGAGUCAGGACGCUCAGCAUACAUGUCGUGACAUGGAACGUGGCCUCUGCAGCACCCCCUCCAGACCUCAGUGAUCUGCUUCAGCUGAACAACCUGAACCUGAAUCUGGACGUGUAUGUCAUUGGUUUGCAGGAAAUGAACUGUGGGAUCAUGAGCCUCCUUUCUGACACUGCCUUUGAAGACCCAUGGAGCAGUUUCUUCAUGGAUGUGCUUUCCCCUCUGAGCUUCGUCAAGGCCCAAACCUCAGUUGCACGUGGCUCCCUGGAGCUCCUGCCUGCCUUGUGUCGUUCAGAGGUCUCCAGUGUCCGCAUGCAGGGGCUCCUCUUACUGAUCUUUGCCAAAUAUCAGCAUUUGCCCUUUAUCCAGAUCCUCUCUACUAAAUCCACCCCCACUGGCCUCUUCGGGUACUGGGGGAACAAAGGGGGCGUCAACAUCUUCCUGAAGUUUUACGGCUACUAUGUCAGCAUCAUCAACUGCCACCUGCCCCCCCACAUGGCCAAUAAUGACCAGCGGCUGGAGCACUUUGACCGGAUCCUGGAGAUGCAGAAUUUUGAGGCACAGGAUAUCCCCAACAUCCUGGACCACGACCUCGUUCUCUGGUUUGGAGACAUGAACUUUCGGAUUGAGGACUUUGGGUUGCACUUUGUUCGGGAAUCCAUAAAAAAUCAGUGCUACAGUGACCUGUGGGAGAAGGAUCAGCUCAGCAUUGCCAAGAGACACGACCCACUGCUCCGGGAGUUCCAGGAGGGCCCCCUGCUCUUCCCGCCCACCUACAAGUUUGAUAAGAACUCCAACAACUAUGACACCAGUGAGAAAAAGCGCAAGCCCGCAUGGACCGACCGCAUCCUGUGGAGGCUGAAGCGGCAGCCCCAGGCCACCAUCCACACCCCGACGCUGUCAGCCCCCCACUUCACCCUGUUUCUGAGGAGCUACGUCAGCCACAUGCUGUACAGCAUCAGUGACCAUAAGCCUGUCACUAGCACCUUUGACUUGGAGCUGAAGCCAUUGGUAUCUGCCCCACUGAUCACCCUGCUGCCCGAGAGCCUGUGCACCGAGGAGAGCGACCUGCUGAUCAGCUACUCCCUGACCGCAGACUUCCUCAGCAGCCCCUGGGACUGGAUUGGCCUGUACAAGGUGGGGCUGCGCCACAUUAAUGACUACGUGUCGUAUGUCUGGGUCAGGGACAACCAGGUCUCCUUCAGCGACGGGCUGAACCAGGUGUACAUCGACAUUAGUGACAUCCCUGAGACUGAGGAUCAGUUUCUCCUUUUUUACUAUAGCAACAACCUACAUUCUGUGGUGGGGAUAAGCAAACCCUUCAAGAUCCAGCCUCGCUCCUUCUUGGCGGAGGGCCCCCUGGAUGAAGCCCAACCACAGAUCUGAGCCGGGAUAGAGUGAAUCCAGGGCGGAGGCUGGAGCUGGCAGCCAGCUCUGCCUACCACUGCCAGGAGUGCUGGGGGCCCAGCCCGGCUCCCUGAGGAGGCAGCGGUAUCCUCCACCUCCCAGGGGGACCUCUAGCCACACUCCUUUGCUCUCUCCAGUCCAGAUCUCUGGAAUCAGCCCCUUAAAUACAGGUUUUUGUUGCUGAGGUGUGAGUGAAACCAGCUAGUUUGUCAACAGUGAAGAUCUAGACAGUCCACUGGAUGUGGGAAGGACCCUCCGGCCUGCAUCUCAUUUCUUGAUUUCCCACACACACACUUCCAGCCCCGCCCAAGCAGGCCUGCCAGGCACAUGCCCCAUCUGGCACAGGCCUGCAUUCUUGUCACGCCACCCUGGGCCUUAGGCUGCCUGGGAGGGGGAGAUGCUCCCAUUUGUACAGGCUGCGGAGACUGGUUGGCCCACAUAGCACUGGGUUCCAGGAGUCUUGGCAUCUCGUUGCCUGUCCCCCUGAGGGGUGGGCAGAGGAUCUGGGAUCCCUGCUUUCAGCAGAAGUAGAUGACUAAGUAGGCAGGAUGGAGGAGCCCUCCACCCAGGCUCUUCUGUAGGGGUUGUGGGCAGGCUGAUGUGUGUCCUUCUGCCAGCAGCACACACACCCCACCCCCACCCCUGGCUCAAGGAGUCCAACUCAGGAAGUUCCAGGGUCUGAGCAGAGGACUGGACCCAGGUUCGCUUCUGCUAGUGGGUCAGGCUCCAUGCCCCCAACCUGCCCUCUUGUGAAGGGCUGGCAGGUGGUAGAGGACCUACGGCCACAGACUUUUCCAGGGUAGUCCUUGCCCCGUCCAGGUCGUCUGCCCCUACCCUCGCCUGCCAUCACAGGCCAGAAACCUGCCCUUUGUCUAGACCACUGUGGGACCUAGAAGUGGGGGCAGGCGGAGAGGAGAGUCAGAAUCAAGAUGUUCUGGAGAAUCUGGCCCGGGGGUCUUCAGAGAGCAUUCUCCAGCUGCUGUGUGGACACGGCCCGGCCCCACUCCCACCAUUUGCCUCCAGCCGCCGUUGACUCUACAGCCUGUUUCCGAGGAGAAGACACCUCAGGGAGCCUGCUCUGUGACUAUUAACACCCAGCCUAUGACCUGAGACUGAGGGACACUCCAGUUGCUCUGCAUUCCUACUUCUCCCUGGGAGCCAUCAGGAACUGUCCCUCUGGCUUCUAGCAGGCCAUGGCCGUCUGUGUUCUGUGGCUGUUGCAUUGGGGGAUAAUUAGAAACAUGGCUUUUACACUUGUGACUCCUUCAUGAUAGUGGUGGGAACGGGCACACGCUCCUGGGUCCUUGCUAGACUCCAGGACGAGGGCCCUGUUAUCCAGACUAGACUAUGUCUGAGGAUGACAGAUGUUGCCCAGGUGGGAAUGGGAUGAGGUUCUGGGAUGGUGGCCCUCUGAGUCCCUGGUCCAGGUGGGGCAUGCCUCUUAUUCUGUUGGGCACUUCGUUUACUCUGCUGCUGAGUAGGUAGAAUGGGUUUCUUGGGACUGAACUCUCAGAAAAUGUGCAUACUCUGCUCUCACCGAUUCAUCCCUCCUCACCCGGCACUCCCUCACACCUUAGUCUUGAGCCUUGGUCCUGGGUUAAGCUCUCCAAAAAUGUCACCAUCUCUUCUCUCUGCCCCACCUCUCCCCUAGAUCCCUGUACCCCGAGGUCCCCAUGAUAACUUCUAUCCCUGCCCCCAACACACACAUACCUGAGGGGCCCUGAACCCUUGAACUCACCAGCUGUUUCCUUCUCACGCACAAACAUCGUGGGUGCUGCUACAGAGCACCCUUCAUCUGUAGACGGGGAAACCAAAGCCCAGAGGAGUGGCGUGAUCCCUCCGAACUUAGCCAGGGAGCUGUGGUGUCAUGCAGGACCAGAAACACAGGAAUGGGGUCAAGACCUGGGUUUGAAUGACAGUUCCACUUCUGCCCUACUCUAGGAGUCUCAGUUUCUGUAAAAUACAAACAAUGUUCCGGUUCACAAGAUUAUUGUGAGAGAACAAUUACAAAACAAAAACAAAA